Daktulosphaira vitifoliae (grape phylloxera) is the source of this 1342-nucleotide messenger RNA. It is a transcript of the gene MED28, whose product is annotated as mediator of RNA polymerase II transcription subunit 28. The record is from RefSeq and is a predicted model, not a curated record. The transcript is spliced from 2 exons. Gene Ontology annotation, cellular component: mediator complex. Lineage: Eukaryota; Metazoa; Arthropoda; Insecta; Hemiptera; Phylloxeridae. Bases 178 to 801 code for a protein of 207 amino acids.
ACCAACUUAAACAAUUUUUGUUUUAAGAUUAAUAAGAAACUGUACAUUUUAUAAUAUCUGAAGAAAUUUAGUUUUAGCUGUAGUGAUUUCUCAACAUUCCAGUUAAAAAUCAAAACUAUUUUGUUGCUAUUUGUAGUAUUACAGUAACGACUCUUAACAAAAUCUGCUAAAACCAUAAUGGCUACUCCUACUAGUGGUAAUGGUAAUUUAGUAGACGAAUUCGAUGAAGCAUUUAUGUCACUUCUUGAAAUUAUAUCUAAAGAGGAUGAGACAUUCACACCAGUAGACAAAGAAGAAGUACGAGUUGACAUUGAUCAAUGUACUAUACGAUUCAUAGAUAUAGCUCGUCAAUUAGAAGCUUUCUUUUUACAAAAAAGAUUUUUGCUUUCUGCUUUGAAGCCUGAAAUGAUAAUAAAAGAAGAAAUUUCUGAGUUACGGCUAGAAUUAGCACGAAAAGAUGAUCUUAUUCGACGACAUUAUGAAAAAAUUUCAGUUUGGCAAAAUUUAUUAGCUGACUUACAACAAGUUGCUAAAUCACCUGCUCAAAAUACAAUGGGUCAAAGUCCAAUGUCUGCUCCUAUGCCUUCACCACUCUCAGGUCCAAUGUCGGGACCACAACAACAAUCGCCACAAGUACCUGGUGGAAUGGUAUCACCCCAACAAGCUAUGUUUAUGCAACAGCAGCAACAAAGAGCUGGUCCAGUUGCUGGUGGGCCUAUGCCAGGAGCAAUGUUACAAGGGCCAUUGGCAUAUUUAGAAAAGACAACUAGCAAUAUAGGUAUAGGUGAUGGGCGAAGGUGACGUGGUCGGGGACGAGGAAGAGGACGCGGUAGGGCCCAUCUUAGUCCCCCUUGACCACAGGCAUUGGCAUAUUGAUAUUAUUGCUAAAUAGCCAACUAAAUCUAUUUAUAAUCCUACCAUUAUAGGCGUUAUAAAAUUCUUGUACAUAAUGUAAAAUUUUAUUGUUUAUACUUGUGUAUAUUUUAGCUAUUGUACAUUGCUUAAGUAAUAUAUAUUAUAAAUAACACAUUUUUAUCAUUAAAUAAAUUUAUUAUACUUGUAAUUAUUGUACACAAAAUUAUCUUUUUGUUGUAUACAGGCUGGUUAUUAUUAUGGCACUAUUGUUUAAAAUAAAGACCAUUAUAAAGAGAACUAAUUUGUAUUUCUUAAAAUGUUUACAAAUGGCAAUUUUCCAUAAGUGGUAACCCGUGUUUAUUAUGUAGUAUACAUUUGAAAUUUUUAAAAAAAACAUUUUAUUUAUUACAUAUAAUAAUAAUUUUUAAGUAUUAUAACUUUUUCUUAAUAAACGAUAAAAUAACACUUAAAAAUUUAAUGUAGCAAC